UAUUUCAUACUAAUCUAACCUAAUUUGAACACUGUUUUUAAAAAUGGCUGCGUUGUGCCGUGUUAUUAAAAAUUUUGGAAAAAUUGUAUCCUUACAGAGUCAGAAUAGGAAUAUAUCUGUUUCUGGAGCAGCUUACCUUAAAGAAAUAAUUGAGAAAAAGGAAGGGAAUACGAUAGUUGUUGAAGGCAUAGUAAAACGGGAUGAACGAGAAGCACGGUUGUUAAAAGCUAAGAAUGGAGCAUGUCCUCUCUGUUCCUCCGGUCUUGAUGUUAAGCAUACAGAUGUUCUCAUUUUAAGUCAGUUUACUAGAUCGGAUGGUUGUAUAUUGCCCCGCAGAAUUACUGGUCUUUGUGAAGUACAGCAGAAAAGAAUUUCUUCGUUGAUUAUCAUGGCUCAAUAUGCAGGUUUAUUGCCUAUAAGAAGUCCCAAGGGUGGUGUACUUCAUCCUUUACAAAGACGAAAGUGGAGAAAAUUUAAUACUUACUUUGAUGAAAAAACUAUUAAAGCUAGAUAUAAUAAUGUGUAAAAGAAUAGAAUAAACAUUUCCUGAAUAUCAUAA
Megachile rotundata (alfalfa leafcutting bee) is the source of this 559-nucleotide messenger RNA. It is a transcript of the gene mRpS18A, whose product is annotated as mitochondrial ribosomal protein S18A. Lineage: Eukaryota; Metazoa; Arthropoda; Insecta; Hymenoptera; Megachilidae. Gene Ontology annotation, biological process: mitochondrial translation. The record is from RefSeq and is a predicted model, not a curated record. Gene Ontology annotation, cellular component: mitochondrial small ribosomal subunit; ribosome. Gene Ontology annotation, molecular function: small ribosomal subunit rRNA binding; structural constituent of ribosome.